AUGUCUAGAAAAAUCGACAACCUACCUGAGCCCGGCAAUAGACAGCCAAUCAAACUGAUCGUCGCUAGCCCCAGUCGAACAGGCACUCUAGGACUCUACCGGGCAUUGCAGAUCUUGGAUUUCAAGCCAUAUCACAUGUUUGAAUGCGUAAUGGUACACGGCGUGCCCCAUAUCGAAGUCCUGCAAGAGGCUGUCUUAGCCCAGCAUAACAGACUCUCUGGCAUUACACGAUAUUCCAGGAAUGAGUUUGACAAGUGGUUCGCAGAGUACGACACCUUGGUGGAAGUCCCAGCUAUGCUAGGCCCUUCGGUCAUUGAGGCUUAUGCGACCGAUCCUGAUGUGAAGUUCCUCCUCACGGAACGAGAGCCUGAGAAAUGGGUCGCUUCUAUCAACAAUACCGCGGGUCCUAUUGUCAAGAAAACCAAGAGUUUCCCUCUCAAUAUUCUGAAAUACUUCGACCAUCCGUUGAACGUGUUUUUGAGUCAAACAGUGCUUGUUUACAAUGUUUUAGCCGACAGCACCCACCCCGGUGGGCCUGGUAACGAGGUUGCUUUGCAGAGGAACUAUACAGAAUAUAGUAUUUCGAUGGUUAAAAGGGUGAUUCCGGCCGAUCGUCUCUGUCAUAUCAGGCUCGAAGAGGGGCUAGGCUGGGAGCAAAUUUGCCCUUUCCUGGGUGUACCCAUCCCGGACCAGGAAUACCCCGACCGCAACGAGCCAGAGAAAUUCCAGGCCCUCGUUCAGGGGCUUGUGAACCCCAUGCUCACCAGGGCGAUGAUCAGAUUUGCCACGGUCUGCAUCCCGGUUGUGGGAGUUCUGGGUUGGGGAAUUAUGAAACAUGGCUCUUCGCUGCCCCGUGCGAUUGCCAAGCCUGUAUUUAACUGGAUUGAGAAAGCUUGA
Messenger RNA from Penicillium cinerascens, 897 nucleotides. RefSeq names its product sulfotransferase family protein. The record is from RefSeq and is a predicted model, not a curated record. Bases 1 to 897 code for a protein of 298 amino acids. The transcript has 4 exons. NCBI's taxonomy places the organism in Eukaryota, Fungi, Ascomycota, Eurotiomycetes, Eurotiales, Aspergillaceae.